This is a messenger RNA of Ananas comosus (pineapple), 713 nucleotides long. RefSeq lists its product as uncharacterized. Lineage: Eukaryota; Viridiplantae; Streptophyta; Magnoliopsida; Poales; Bromeliaceae. The transcript has 3 exons. The coding region runs from base 117 to 563 and encodes 148 amino acids. The record is from RefSeq and is a predicted model, not a curated record.
UGUUCUCUCUCUCUCCAAUUUGUUUCCUUUGUGAAAUAUGAGCUCUUUAAAGGUUUUUUUUUUUUGAACUUUUUCAUAAAUAAAAAUUAGAAAUUAGAAAAAGAAGAAAAAAAAAAAUGCCUCCAAGAGCUUAUGUUCUCAUCUUCUUCUUUUGGGUUUUGCUCACCAUUAUCACCCCAACUCUCAUCUAUUGGUCAUCAUGCACAAAACCAUAUUUAGGUUCUCAAGGAGAGAAAAUUGUAGAUACAAGAUCUAGAAGGGUGAUGAGCUCAAUGGAGAACAAUAAUAAGUUAAAGAUUACAACUACUUUAAACACAACAUCAUCGACGCCGUCGCGAUCGCCGUCGCCAGCACCAUCACCAUCACCUAUGAGAUGGAAUGAUACAAUGAGGAUUAAGCAUAAUGGCGAGUUGAGGACAAAAAGCCUGACCUAUCUAGCGGCAAUCUGGUGGGUGGUAUGGACGGAACGUAAUAACAUUAUUUUUCGCGAUACGCGGCUCAACGCUGCCCGGGCCUUCGAACGUGUCACGUACUUGAUCAAAGACUGGGCUGACGCACUUUGACUCUGACCGCACACCCUGUUUUGGUACCUUAUUAGGACGACCGUUUUUAGUAGUUUUUAGUAAGAUUUAUCCACAGUUGUCUAUCUUUUUUUCUUUUUCUUUUUCUUUUUUUCUUUUUUUUUUUUUUUUUUUUUUUUUCAGGACCCAUCA